UCCCCGUGUGUCUGUCUCCAUCCCAGCGGACCUCCCUCCCCCUCCACCACCUGUCCACGAGUCCCCCGGCCUGCCGCCACCGCAAGGCUCCUUCCCUCCUCCGCCGCUGAUGAACUCCUACGAUUAUCAGAUAAAAGGACCUGAGAAGACCCUGGAAGAGCGGCGCUCCAGUCUGGAUGCAGAGAUCGACUCUCUCACCAGCAUCCUGGCAGACCUGGAGAACAGCUCUCCCAGCAAGCCGCGCAGCACGCAAAAUCCUGUUUCCUCACAGAGCUCCACCCCCAGUGCCCCAGUAACUGGGUAUAAACGGAUGAUUAUUCCACCUCAUCCACCUUUGACUGCCACCAAGAGGUCUACACCUAAACCCCAGGCUCCAGGAGGAGUGUCCUCUAUCCCACCAUCUUCUGCUAGCCCAAUGGCCAAACCCCAAUCCCAUAUGGCUCCCCAGCCCAUUCCAGCUUCGUACACCACUGCAUCAACCCCAAGUCAACCCACAUUUAACGUCCAGGUGAGAUCUGCCCAACCCGGCCCGCAGCAUCAAGCCCCAGCUGGGCAGCAUUUUGGCCAACAGCCGAUUCGCAGUCCCGCACAGGUGCAAUACAUGCCUGCCCAGCCCAAAGGUCCUGACUUUGCUUAUGGACCGCCGCAGCCUGGCUUCUCUCCAAUGAUGUAUCCAGAACAACAAUAUCUGGGAGCACCGCAAGGAGGUGGAUUGAGUACAGGAAGAUCUGACCCCGUCCUGAGUCAAGGCUACCAGCCUCCAGGCCCCAAGAAGACCUACAUCACAGAUGUUCCUCCAAGCUUAGCCCCAUUCACCUCUGGACCAAGUGUUCCACCAAAAGGUGGCGCUCCCCAGGCUCAUCCGGAAGAUGAACUGGAGCGCCUGACCAAGAAGAUGCUGUUUGACAUGGACAACCCACCAUCUGAGGAGUAUUUUGGGCGCUGUGCCAGCUGUGGGGAGAACGUGGUGGGCGAAGGCACCGGCUGCACCGCCAUGGACCAGGUCUUCCACGUGAGCUGCUUCAUCUGUGUGACCUGUGGCACCAAGCUGCGUGGCAAGCCCUUCUACGCUGUGGAGAAGAAGGCGUUCUGCGAGCCAUGUUACAUUAAAACGCUGGAGACCUGCAGCAUCUGCAGUAAGCCCAUCAUGGAGCGCAUCCUGAGGGCCACAGGAAAGGCCUACCACCCUCACUGCUUCAUCUGCGUGGUGUGUCACCGCAGCCUGGACGGCAUUCCUUUCACCGUGGACGCCUCCAACCAAAUCCACUGCAUCGAGGACUUCCACAAGAAGUUUGCCCCCCGCUGCUGUGUGUGCUCUGAGCCCAUAAUGCCUGCGCCGGGUCAGGAGGAGACCGUUCGCAUCGUGGCCCUGGACCGUGACUUCCACGUGCAGUGUUACCGCUGCGAGGACUGUGGCACUCUGCUCUCGGAGGGAGACAACCAGGGCUGCUACCCCCUGGACGGACACGUCCUCUGCAAAAACUGUAACACCAGCCGCAUCCAGGCCCUCACCGCCAAGGCCACCACAGACCUCUGAACAGCCGGCCGGCCAGUCACCUCCACUGUACCCUCCAGCACACGCUCCCAAACAUACUACCGUCUGUAAUCCCACAAUUAUCCAUCCGUAGUGCAUUUUCAGUUACGGGAAAAAGCUUCACAGUUUCACCUGCACACAUGUAGUCGGUACAUUUUCUGUAGAAGGAAUGGGCUUCAUGGAUGUUCAGCAGAUUGUUUUAUAGUAGCAUGCAGCCUUACACUGCUAUACAAAGUAAUUUUAUGGUAAUUGUACCGAUAGAUCUAUCACUUUCCCUCAUUCAACACGUCAGAGAGCGGACGGACUGUCAGCAGUUUGUCUGAAAACACAAUAUGGCACGGCUAUGCAAUUUUCAAAGGUAAUUGCAUCGACACUUUAUGAGAAAUUUUAUAAAUAAGGAAAUAUUUUAGCUGUACAUAUUCAAGUGUAGGUGCUUUAUCUAGCAACAAUGCUGUUGGUACUGUGUGACUUUUUGUGUCCAUGUGCUGUUUGUCUCUCGUCUCUGAUGUUCAGUGUUUGAGGUUGUUGGGAAAAGAAGGGACCUUUUUUUUUUAAAGUUCUUGAUAAGCAGAUUUGGGCGACGGUUCAGACCCGGGACUGCAGCAGAGGGCGUCUGACGAGAGGUAAAGGUACACUGUGGAGACUUUUGUCACUCUUUCCAUCCAGUCUGCUGAACCACAUGUGCAUGAUUCUGAAUCCGACGCACACAUCUGCAUUUAACCAAACGAUGCCCAGGUUUUUCCAGAGGGAAGCAUAUGCAAAACAACUGUGGAAAUAUAUAUGCAAGAUAGCAAUACACAUUUUAAAUGAGAUAAAAGCUCAUUUAAGAACACAGAACAAGAGGAAAAGUCCUGAAUUUAAAAUAAAAGGAGCUGCAAACAUUUACAGAAUUGGUUUAACAGGAAAUACACAGAAAAAGAGACAAGUGUUUUCCUUUCAACAGGACAAAAAAAACUGUAGAGGCAAGAAAAUAUAAAUACAUUACAACAAAACUUGAGUCAUCCUGCGCUCAGCACGCAGCAAAAGCUGCAGGAUUAAAGAACAAAAACAGUCGUUUUUCCAGAUCAACUCAACACGUUCGCCUCAUGAUGAAAAGCUGUGAAGCAGAACGUCCCUUUGUUUACAUAAAAGAUCCUCCACAGGGUACCUUUAACCACCAGAGUGUGUAAUGAAUAUGUAAUAGCUGGUGACACUCUCACACUUCAUCAGCUGGGUUAGUUUGCGUUCUUACAGGAAGCAAACAGACGCUUUGCUUUUUUUCUUCCUAUUUGCUUUAAUAUGAUGGAAGCUGGUCAUCGUUAUUAUUCUGUCUUUACUGUUUCCCCCUUACACAUCAAAGUUGGGAGGCUAAAAAGACACGUCUGCUGACAAGCAACAACCUUUCCAGGCUGUGGUUGAUGCCGGGUUGUUACCAUGGAAACUGUUUAUACAGUUCUUUUGUGGAGAAGCUCUUUAAAAGCUUUCCACUUUCAAAUUGGUCGCAUUAUAGAACCUAAACUCUUCAACGAUGAUUUUUUCUCUCCAGUUUUUUCAGACGCACUCCGCAGAAACGGGCCCUCUUUUCGGCCAUUCCAGUGUUAAAGCCCAGACGUCCACGAUUCUACUUUUGUGACAUCAAGAUUUCGACUUCUUUAAAUCACUUUUUGUAGCCGUGAAUAGAAAAAUGUAGUUAAAGAGUCACCGAGUGCCUUGGAUUAAAAAGUGAGCUGUUGAACAGUGAUGUCGACCAAGUGCUAAACGAGUCGAUCCUUUAUGUUUUGACUCCUUCAGCAGGUUUUCUGCAGAGUGUUUCCCUCCCAAUGCCAUCAUCUAUAAGCACACGUGGUACGGCUUCAUGCCGUUUCCAGUCUGACAUGAUUAAAAAAAAAAAAGCUUGAUGCUAUGUCUAAAGAGGAACAGCAUAUGAAUUUUAAAGUCAUUGUUGUGCGUUUGUGUUGUCUGUUUUCCAGCCCUCCUUGUAAAAGUGCCUUUGGCAGAGCACUUAUGACUCUCGUUUGCCCUGCCACAAAUGUGACCUUGUUUACUUGUUUAUAACCAAAGUAAAUCAAGAGUUUCCUUGUUUGGACCAUCUCUGUGAGAACCCACUCUUCCUUCAGGUCUGUCGGGGUUUUACUGGCGUUGAGCGUGAAGCUCCUCCAGCCUGUUGUUAUGGGUCUGUCAGAGAGACAUCUUUACUUUUCUUUCUUUUUUCUCUUGUCUUUAAUAAAGCUUCGCAAUGAGA
Messenger RNA from Oryzias latipes (Japanese medaka), 3755 nucleotides. NCBI's taxonomy places the organism in Eukaryota, Metazoa, Chordata, Actinopteri, Beloniformes, Adrianichthyidae. The record is from RefSeq and is a predicted model, not a curated record.